GGAAGUGGAGGUGAGCUGUCGCGGGCGGCGCCCGGCCUUGCUCAACGCCCAGCAGUCCCCACCGUCGCUGCCGCCGCCACCGCCCUCGGCCGCUGCCGAGGCCUCCUGCAGCCAUCAUGUCCGCCAGCGCCGUCUACGUGCUGGACCUGAAGGGCAAGGUGCUCAUCUGCCGGAACUACCGUGGCGACGUGGACAUGUCAGAGGUGGAGCACUUCAUGCCCAUCCUGAUGGAGAAGGAGGAGGAGGGGAUGCUGUCGCCCAUCCUGGCCCACGGGGGGGUCCGUUUCAUGUGGAUCAAACACAACAACCUGUAUCUGGUUGCCACAUCCAAGAAGAACGCGUGCGUGUCGCUGGUCUUUUCUUUCCUCUAUAAGGUGGUGCAGGUGUUUUCCGAGUACUUCAAGGAGCUGGAGGAGGAGAGCAUCCGGGACAACUUUGUUAUCAUCUACGAGCUGCUGGACGAGCUCAUGGACUUCGGCUACCCCCAGACCACCGACAGCAAGAUCCUGCAGGAGUACAUCACUCAGGAAGGCCACAAGCUGGAAACAGGGGCCCCGCGGCCACCAGCCACCGUCACCAACGCGGUGUCCUGGCGGUCCGAAGGCAUCAAGUAUCGGAAGAAUGAGGUGUUCUUGGACGUCAUCGAGUCUGUCAACCUCUUGGGUAAAUACCCAGGAGUGGGAUGGCUGGGUCACACGGUCAGCGCCAACGGCAAUGUCCUGCGCAGCGAGAUCGUGGGCUCCAUCAAGAUGCGAGUCUUCCUCUCGGGCAUGCCCGAGCUGCGCCUGGGCCUCAACGACAAGGUCCUCUUUGACAACACGGGCCGCGGCAAAAGCAAAUCCGUGGAGCUGGAGGAUGUGAAGUUCCACCAGUGUGUGCGGCUAUCACGCUUCGAGAAUGACCGCACCAUCUCCUUCAUCCCACCCGACGGCGAGUUCGAGCUCAUGUCCUACCGUCUCAACACCCACGUCAAGCCUUUGAUAUGGAUCGAGUCGGUGAUCGAGAAGCACUCCCACAGCCGCAUCGAGUACAUGAUCAAGGCCAAAAGCCAGUUCAAGCGGCGGUCAACAGCCAACAACGUGGAGAUCCACAUUCCCGUGCCCAAUGAUGCCGACUCACCCAAGUUCAAGACGACGGUGGGGAGCGUUAAGUGGGUCCCCGAGAACAGCGAGAUCGUGUGGUCCAUCAAGUCCUUCCCGGGCGGCAAGGAGUACCUGAUGCGGGCCCACUUCGGCCUGCCUAGUGUGGAGGCCGAAGACAAGGAGGGCAAGCCCCCGAUCAGUGUCAAGUUCGAGAUCCCUUACUUCACUACCUCCGGCAUCCAGGUGCGCUACCUGAAGAUCAUUGAGAAGAGUGGGUACCAGGCCCUGCCCUGGGUGCGUUAUAUCACGCAGAAUGGAGAUUACCAGCUCCGGACCCAGUGAGGGGCUGUCGCAGCCAACACCCCGGCCUCGGGGCUCCUGGUGGCAGCACCAGGGGACACACCUGCCAAACCCACCAGAUGGAGGGGCCCUCCCUGGUCUCUGGCCACCCUCCCAGCCUCUGCCCAGGGACCCCUGCCUUCCCCAGGCCAUCUGCUCUGCCGUCGACACUCGUCUCAGAAGCCCCUUUCCCAGAAGAGGCUGGUCUUCAAGAAGUCUCGUUUCUUUGCCCCUGAAGUCAGUUUCAGGGGAAGGAUGUGAAAUUUUUCCGUGUAGAGGUUACAGCCUUUUAUGCUGUUGAGCUCCCAGGUACCAAAAAGCUUGGCCAACGCUUGCCAGCCAGCCAGCUGCAGGUGGCAUCUGCCACGAAGGAAGCGCCAGCCUCGCCAGGCCAGCAGGGGCGUCGUUUUGUUGCCAUUUUGUUGAACGUUAUGGGUUUAUGGGUGUUCCUGGAACUUGUCUUUGUGCAUUCGUUGCUGUUUGUGUUACCCUCACUGUCCCCAUGUCCCACCCACGUCCUACGGCACUCAGGAAGCACUUGGUGAGGACGAGCCCUCACCCUUCUUGUCUUCCUUCCCGGCAGCGCCCGCAGCGGGCCAUUUACACGUCGAGGCUGGCACCUGGCGCGCUCGGGGGCCACUGUAGCGUCUGCCUGCUCCCUGGACUCGCAGGCCUCGCCUGUGGCGCCUUCCCAGGGCCAGCCUGGGUCACGAGAUGCUGUCACUCAGCCAGAUCAGUAUUGACCCACCAGGGGAGGUGGGGUUUGGUGAGAGACGCCAGCCUCAGACUUUUUCCCACUGAGGGUCCAGAGAGCGGGGCCACGUGUCACCCACGUCUGCGCUUGGUCACCCGUCCUCCCCACCCUGUGUGUGUUUAUGUCAUAGUUACAUUAAAUUCCAUUCAUUGAAUACUCCACAGCCUUCCUCUGAUGCAGCGUGGUCCCAACUCCUCCUGCGUGACCACAGGGCUUGCCUGGUUUUGUCGCCGACCUUCCCUGUGGCCCCACGAGGUGUCACCAGCUCCCUCUGCUUCCCCAGCUGAAACACAGGAAAAGCAGCUGCGGGAAGAGGCAGCUGCAGUGCUGGACCAUGGGCCACCACUCCUGGGCCACACAGAGGAGGCCACAGAGGCAGAGUCUUCUCUCAUCCAAUCUGCUGCACCCUCAGAUGGCCAACAGCUUGUCCCCACCUCUCCCCAAACUGAUGGCCCACUCAGAGCAUGGUCCUUGUGUCCACAGCAGCAUCCCCUGUGUCCUAGCUAGAAAUGCAGGUUCGUGGGCCAGCCCUGACCUGCCAAAGUGGAGGCUCUGGGGCCAGGGUCCCGGAAAACAUUAACAAGGCCCCCAGAUGCUUCUUCUGUGAACUGCUACUUGGUCCAUGGGGGAAAUAGCACAUAUGCAGGAAGUGCUGCCUGCUCUUGGCCCCCUCCCCGACCAGUGCUGAUGGCCCUGCCUGGCCAGCACCCUCUUGCCUUCAUUCUCCCCCUCCCUCUCCUGUCUUGCCGAGCUCGUCCUCAGGUGUCUAGUGGGCAUCCGACCUAACAGCCUGAGUAGAACCUUCCGCCCACGUAGGUCUUCCCCAUCUCAGUCAAUGACGCUGCCCCAGCCCAGGCCUCAGACCAAAGCCCUGAAGGCAUCCCUGGGGCCCCUCCCCUCACUGUCCACACCCAUAUCAGCAGCCAGCCCUCAUGGCCCCUCCAGAAAACCCUGGGGCUGACCCCAUUUGCCAUCCUCGCUGCCACCCCCGGGGCCUAGCUCCAGUGUGGGCUGUCACUGUCCCCACCCUGUGGAGCCCCCAUGCUGGGACACCGCAGGGACAGGAGAGGGCUGGUCCACAGGACAGAAGAGAGACUUCAGUUUCCAGCAACUUAUCAGAUAAGACCUGCAAACCCUCCACUACAGACUGUAGAAAUGCAGGAAAUGAAGCAGACGCACCUAGCCGUGCCCAUAAAAAAGCAAGGAGACCCACAGGAGCCCAAGACGAAGGAAGUAGACGCGGAAGACACCGUGGGGGCUCACACCGGAGUUGCUCUUGGAAACCACCGGGUUUAGGUUUGGGGGCCAGGUGGCAGAUAGGACUUUGGGCAUCGGGAAGAUGGUGAAAUGCAGUGGAGAUGACUCCUGCGUGAAGCUGGGAUCCUCGAGGGUCAUGAUACUUAACAGUAAAAAGAUGGACUAGAAAAAACAUUUGCCCUCCACCCCUGAGAAUAAGCACUGUGUCCUCUCUCUGCCUGAGAUCCACAGGAGAAAAAGUCACCACUCAUUUAGACCCCACGCUUGUAAUAUCAAUCUGGUUUGCAGACAACCAGGCCAAGAUGUUUAUGACAGAAAACCUCCCUGGAGGGACCUAACUUCAUGCCUUGUUACCUAAGAUCCUCGCACACAAUAGACCCUCAACAUGAGGGCACAUCCUGAAAAUUACAAAACACGUGCAUGAAAGCAAACUUGAAACAGCAGGAUCAGAUCCUCACGAACUUCAAAGAUUAUCGGCAUGUAAACAAAUACACUAUGCAGUCAAUCUGUUGCAAGUGCCUAAAGGCACAGAGACUCUGAAUAGAAAAGAGCAAAAUGCUGUUAAGACAGAGCUGUUACAACAUCCAACAAGGCAAAUAAUUUGCAUGCGGGUUAUAACGUCUACAAAUCAGAAAAAGAGAACCUAACAAAAUGGGCUGUGUGUGAACAGACAGUAUGAAGAAGAUGAAAUACAAAUGGCGACCGUUCGGCCAGGCGUGGUGGCUCACGCCCGUGAGCCCAAUACUUUGGGAAGCCGAGGCAGACCGAUCACUGGAGGUCAGGAGUUCGAGACCAGCAUGGCCAGCAUGGUGAAGCCCCAUCUAUACUAAAAAUACAAGAAUUAGCCGGGUGUGGUGGUGCGUGCCUGUAAUCCCAGCUACUCAGUAUGCUGAGGCAGGAGAAUGGCUUGAACCCAGGAGGUGGAGGUUGCAGUGAGCCAAGAUAGUGUUACUGCACUCCAGCCUGGGCAACAGAGCGAGACUCCGUCUCAAAACACAACAAAAACCGGCCUAGCGCAGUGGCUUAUGCCUGUAAUCCCAGCACUUUGGGAGGCUGAGACGGGUGGAUCACCUGAGGUCAGGAGUCCGAGACCAACCUGGCCAACAUGGCGAGACCCCAUCUCUACUAAAAAUACCAAAAUUAGCCAGGCAUGGUGGCGGGCGCCUGUAAUCCCAGCUACUUGGGAGGCUGAGGCAUCAGAAUCAUUUGAACCCCAGGAGGCAGAGGUUGCAGUGAGCCGAGAUCAUACCACCUGCACUCCAGCCUGGGCAACAGAGCAAGACUUCAUCUCAAAAGAAAAAAAAAAGGCAAACGUUCAACCAUGUAGCUAUUCAGGAAAUAUGUACACAUAAACCAAGACCACAGUUAGAUGCUAUUUGCAUCAUGUCGGCCCCCCCCAAAAAAAUUUUUUUUUUUGAGACAGGGUCUUGCUAUGUUACCCAGGCUGGAGUGCAGUGGCGUGAUCACGGCUCACUGCAGCCUCGAGCUGCCAGGCUCAGCCAAUCCUGCCUCAGCCUCUUGAGGAGCUGGGACUACAAGCACAUGCCACCAUGCUGGGCCAAUUUUUCAUAUUUUUUAUAGAGAUGGGGUCUCGUCAUUUUGUCCACACUGGUCUCCAACUCCUGGGCUUGAGCCAUCAUCCUGCCUUGGCCUCCCAAAGUGCUGGGAUUACAGGCGUGAGCCACCUCGCCACGCCUCCUGAACAUCUAGAACGUGCUAGCUAUGUACUGACUGUGGGAAAGUUGAGAACAUCCUCCCUGAAGUCAUCUUUAUGCCAGAAUUCUCUUGCAGAACUCUAGUUGAGAAAAGCCCUGAGAAGUCCAUGCACCAAUAUAUAGAGAAAUAUCAGGUGUACAGUUACACUUACAGCAGCAUAGUUCAUGAUAGCAGGAAAUUGGAAAGCAACCAAAAGUCCUUCAAUAGGAAAAGGGACCACUGUAGUCCAUUCAUGCAAGAGAUUACAGCAGUGAAAAUGAAUUCAACUAGAGCAGUGAUAUGGCUCAGAAUACAACUUAAACAACAUUGAGCGGGAAAAAUGUUUACAAAAGAAAAUGCAGUAAUCUAGUAUAAAAUACGGAAAUAAUAUUUUGCGUGCUUAGGGAUCUAUAUAUAUCCAGCAAAAGUCUAACGAGAUGCUUGAGAAUUUGAAAAAAUUCACAUCCCUGGUUAUCUCUGAAAGGCAAAAACAGGAAGGGGGUAUGACUGGGGCCUCUGCUGUGUUGGCAAUUUCCUUAAGCUUGGUAUUGCUUAGUGGCUUGUUCUGUAUUCUUUCUUUAUGCUUUUUUUUUUUUUUUUUGACAGGGUGUCACUCUGUUGCCCAGGCCAAAGUGCAGUGGCAUGGUCACGGCUCACUGCAGCUUCAAACUCCUGGGCUCAAGUGAUCCUCCCACCUUGGCCUCCCAAAGUGCUGGGAUUACAGGCAUGAGCCACAGUGCCCAGCCCUUUUUGUAGUUCUUAAUAUACUUUUUGUAGUUUUUUUGUUUUUUGUUUUUGUUUUUGUUUUUUUUGAGACAGAGUUUUGCUCUUGUUGCCCAGGCUGGAGUGCAAUGGUGUGAUCUCGGCUCACUGCAACCUCCGCCUUCUGGGUUCAAGCAAUUCUCCUGCCUCAUCCUCCUGAGUAGCUGAGAUUACAGGCAUGCGCCACCAUGCCUGGCUAAUUUUGUAUUUUUGGUAGAGACGGGAUUUCUCCAUGUUGGUCAGGCUGGUCUCGAACUCCCGGCUUCAGGUGAUCCGCCCCCCUCACCUUCCCAAAGUGCUGGGAUUACAGGCAUGAGCCACCGCGCCCGGCCAGUUCUCUUUUUUUUUUUUUUUUUUUUUUUUUUUUUUUUUUUUUUUUAAGACUGCAAAGCUGGGCAUGGUAGUAUGCACCUGUAGUCCCAACUACUUGGGAGGCUGAGGCUAGAGGAUUACUUGAGCCCAGGAGUUUAAGGACAGCCUGGGCAACAUAGUGAGACCCUGUCUCUAAAACAAACCAACAAAACACCCCCCAAAAAUGACAAUGCAGAUUUGGAAGAAAAAAAUAGAUUAAAAAUGUAGUCAUAGGAAUUAACAACUUGGGGCCGGGCAUGGUGGCUCACGCCUAUAAUCCCAGCACUUUGGGAGGCUGAGGCGGCCAGAUCAUUUUAGGUCAGGAGUUUGAGACCAGCCUGGCCAACAUGGUAAAACCUGAUUGCUACUAAAAAUACAAAAGAAUUAGCUGGGCGUAGUGGCUCAUACCUGUAAUCCCAGCUACUCAGGUGGCUGGGGCAGGAGAUUCGCUUGAACCCGGGAGAUGGCGCUCGCAGUGAGUCAAGAUGGCACCGUUGUACUCUUGCCUGAGCGACACAGUGAGACACUGUCUCAAAAAAAAAAAUUAACAACUUGGUUGGAGGGUGUUAAAAUACAAGUGAGACAUAGAUGAAGAGAAUUAGUGCACUAGAAGAGAGCUGUCUGAGGCAGUUACCCGGGACAUAGCACAGCUAAUGAGACAUAUAUAUAUUUACAGUCAACCCUCCACAUCCAUGGGUUCUGCAUCCAUGGAUUCAACCAAGAGUGAGUUGAAAAUAUUUGAAAAACAAUUGUGUCUGUGCUGGACAUGUACAGGUUUUCUUUUUUAUUGUCAUUAUUCCUUAAAUAAUACAGUAUAAUGAUUAUGUAGCAUCUACAUUGUAUUAGGUAAUCUAGAGAUGAUUUAAAGAUGAUGUGCAUAGGAUAUAUGCAAAUAUUGUGCCAUUUUAUAUAAAAGACUUGAGCAUCCUCAGAUUUUGGUAUCCAAGGGGAGUCCUGGAAGCAAUCCCUUGAGGAUAUGGAGGGACGACUCUGUGUGUGUGUGUGUGUGUGUGUGUGUGUGUAUGUGUGUGUGUGUGUGUGUGUGUGUGUGAUGUGCGUGUGUGGUUAGCACAAGACAAUAAGAAGGCCCAACAUGCCAGCAAGUAUCUAACACAAACCAAAAAAUGAGAACUGGGGAGCAGCCACAUGCAAAGAGAUCGUGGCCAGAAUUUUCCAAAAUUAAUGAAAAUCUUGAAGUGUUUUUUGUUUUUCAUUUUGACGGAGUUUCGCGUUUGUUGCCCAGGCUGGAGUGCAAUGGCGAAAUCUCGGCUCAUUACAACCUCUGCCUCCCAGGUUCAAGCAAUUCUCAUAUCUCAGCCUCCCAAGCAGCUGGGAUUACAGGUGCACACCACCACGCCCGGCUAAUUUUUGUAUUUUUUGUAGAGAUGGGGUUUCACUAUGUUGGUCAAGAUGGUCUCGAACUCCUGACCUCAGGUGAUCUGCCUGCUUCGGCCUCCCAAAGUGCUGGGAUUACAGGCAUGAGCCACUGCGCCCAGCCUGAAAAUCUUGAAAUUUUAAGAUCCAGGAAACCGUUGAGUCCAAAGCAUGAUACACAAACCUAAAUUCGUAACUAAAAUAAUCAUAGUCGAACCACAGAACAUAUCAGACUCAGGGAAGAUCCUAACAGCAACACUAAGAGAUUAAAAUGUCUCUCCAAAGAGCAAUUGGACAGAGAACUGGUUUCACAACUGGAACAACAAAAGUCCGAAGAUAGAGCAUGGCUUCAAAUUACUGAGAGAAGUGCAGUCUAGAAUUCUGAGCCCACCUCAUCUGUAAAAGGUAGGACAAGCCGGGCAUGGUGGCUCCCGCCUGUAAUCCCAGCACUCUGGGAGGCCGAGGCGGGCAGAGGUCAGGAGUUUGAGACCAGCCGGACCAACAAGGAGAAACCCCAUCUCUACUAGAAAUACAAAAUUAGCCAGGUGUGGUGGCGGGCACCUGUGUUCCCAGCUACUUGGGAGACUGAGGCAGACAGAAUUGCUUGAACCAGGGAGACAGAGGUUGCAGUGAGCCGAGAUCGCGCCACUGUACUCCAGCUUGGGCAAAGUGAGAUUCUGUCUCAAAAAAAAAAAAAGACAAGAUAAAAACAAUUUAUCAAUAACAGAUUCCCCGAAAAAAGGAACUUGUGUACAUAAGGAAAGGAAGAAAGAUGUGAGAAGGAAUGCCGGAAAACCUUAGAAACCAUUGGAUCUGUCUAAACUGUCAUUGACUGUGUAAAGCAAUAAUAACAGUGACUAACGUAUAGAGUAGCGACAAAAGGCGCAACUGAAGUACUAGACAACAUCCUGGUGUUCAUGCCUUUCAAGGUCACUAUGCUAUUUGGGAGGAGAUUCGGCUAAAGUCCACGAGGGCCACGUAUUUAUAUAUAAUUUCUAGACCAGUGGUUGGAAAAGGGUUGAAAGAAAACUUUUAACAGAUUAAUAGGAAGAAGGAAAAGAGAAGGAGGCGUAGAAAAAUCAGGAGGCACUGGGCGCGGUGGCUCACGCCUGUAAUCCCAGCACUUUGGGAGGCUGAGGCAGGCGGAUCACCUGAGGUUGGGAGUUCGAGAUCAGCCUGACUAACAUGAGAAACCCCGUCUCUACUAAAAAUAUAAAAUUAGCCGGGUGUGGUGGUGCAUGCCUAUAAUCCCAGCUACUCGGGAGGGUGAGGCAGGAGAAUCGCUUGAACCUGGGAGGCAGAGGUUGUGGUGAGCUGAGAUCGCGCCAUUGCACUCCAGCCUGGGCAAUGAGCGAAACUCCAUCUCAAAAAAAAAAAGAAAGAAAAAGAAAAAGAACAAUCAGGAGGCCAGGUUCAGUGGCUCAUGCCUGUAAUCCCAGUGCUUUGGGAGGCUGAGGCUGAGACAGGUGAAUUGCUUGAGCCUAGGAGUUUGAGACCAGCCUGGGCAACAUGGAGAAACUCUGUCUCUACAAAAAUUAGCCAGGCAUGGUGGCGCACACCUGUAGUCCAAACUACUCAGGAGGCUGAGUUGGGAGGAUCACCUGAGUUCAGGAAGCUGAGGCUGCAGUGAGCUGUGAUUGCACCACUGCACUCCAGGUUGGGUGACAGAGUGACACCCUGCCUCAAAAAAAAAAAAUAAAAUAAAGGAAAAAUCAGGAUAAAUGCAGGGAUGUUCUAAACUUUUUAAAAUAAUAAAUAAUAGUACUUAAAACUGCACUGGGACUUUUGGGACACCCCUAGCAUCUCUGGCUGCAGAAAGCAUAAAAUAAGAUUGUAGAAAUAAAUCCAGAUAUUAGGAACCACAACAGGUGUAAAUGAAGCAAAGCUGCUAGUUGAAGAUGUUGUCGGAUUGAACUGAAAUACAAAAUCCUGUGAUAUCCUGUUUAUACGCGAUACAUCUAAAAUGUAAGUACACAACACAAUUGAAAGUAAAAAAACAUUAAAAGAUGUGACACUUAAAAUAUAAGCACACAACACAGUUAAAAGUAAAAAGACAUUAAAAGAUGCCAAAAGAAAUCUCAUAUGGUUAUAUUAAUUCCAGACAGAAUAGAUGUAUUUAUUUAUUUAUUCAUUCAUUUAAUUUUUUGAGAUGGAGUCUCGCUCUGUCGCCCAGGCUGGAGUGCAGUGGCGCGAUCUUUGCUUACUGCAACCUCCGCCUCCCGGGUUCAAGUGAUUCUCCUGCCUCAGUCUCCUCAGUAGCUGGGAUUACAGGCAUGCACCACCAUGCUUGGCUAAAUUUUUUUAUUUUUGUAUUUUUUUUAUUUUUAGUAGAGACAGGGUUUUGCCAUGUUGGCCAGGCUGGUCUUGAACCCUGACCUCAGGUGAUCCACCCCCACUGGCCUCCCAAAGUGCUAGUGGCAGGUGUGAGCCACCACACACGGCCAGAAUAGACUUUAAAGCAAGAAAGCAAAAGAAAAAAUGUAUUAGAUCCCCGAGAAGUUUCCACACAACUCCAAGAAUUAUUAUUAGAGUUCCCACUCUCUGAGGAAUUUUCAAGAGAAAUUAGUUAGAAUUCAACAAGAAAUAAAUUACUUUAAAAUAUUUCCAAAUAUGAGAGGUUUUUUUUGUUUUUGUUUUUGUUUUUGUUUUUGUUUUUGUUUUGAGAAAGGGUCUCUGUUGCCCAGGCUGGAGUGCAGUCAGUGGCACGAUGUCAGCUCACUGCAACCUUGGCCUCCUAGGCUGAAAUAGUCCUCCCAUCUCAGUCUCACAAGUAGCUGGGAUUACAGGUGAGCACCACCAAGCUCAGCUAUUUUUUUUUUUUUUUUGUAUUUUUAGUAGAGAUGGAGUUUUGCCAUGUUGCCCAGGCUGGUCUUGCACUUGGGCUCAAGUGAUCCACCUGCCUCAGCCUCCACAGUGCUGGAAUUACAGGUGUGAGUCACCAUGCCCAGCCAAUAUGAGAGAUUUUAAAGCACAUUUUUCAAUCACCAUGUGUCAAAGAAGAAAAUAUAAUGGAAGUUAGAAAAUAUUAGAGAAUGGCCAGGUGCAGUGGCUCAUGUCUAUAAUCCCAGCACUUUAGGAGGCUGAAGCAGGUGAAUCACUUGAGCUCAGGAGUUCGAGACCAGCCUGGCCAACAUGGCGAAAAUCCAUCUCUACUAAAAAUACAAAAAUUAACCAGGUGUAGUGGCACACGCCUGUAAAUCCCAGCUACUCAGGAGGCUGAGGCCCAAGAAUGGCUUGAACCCUGGAGGCAGAGGUUGCAGUGAGCUGAGAUUGUGCCACUGCACUCCAGCCUGGGCAACGAAACGAGAGUCUGUCUCCAAAUAAAUAAUUAGAGAAUAUUUUUCAAUCUGGAUGCAGGUGACAUGGGUGUGCUCUCGAGAAUCCAUCAAGCAUUGAUGAUUUGCACACUCUUUUGUGUAUAUGUUACACUUCAGCAAAAACAUUCACAAAGGGGAAAAAGGCAAAAGAUACUUAAAGCAGCCAGAGGUAAAGACACAUCACCUUCAGACAUGACAACCAGACAGACAGACAGCUGGCUUUUCAAAGGAACCCAGAAAACAGUUGGGUGACAUUUUCAACAUGCUAAAAGAAAACCACUAACCCAAAUCAGAGACCCAGCAAAAGUAUUUCAAGAAUGAGGUUACAGUAAAAACAUUUUGCAGACAAAUAACGAAAGAGUUUGCCAGCAGCAGGCUAACACUAAAGAAAAUUGUAAACAGUGUACUCACAUCAGGCACAAGGAAAGUGAUCUCAGACGGAAGGGCAUGAUGCAAGAAGAAAUAAAAGCAAAGAAGUAGAAAAUACAUGAGAAAAUCUAGACAAAGAUUGCAUAAACAGUUUCUGGAGUUUUUUUAAGUGAUAGAAUUAUACAACAGGAAAAAAAGUCUGCAGGGAGUAAACUGAGUUAAAAUGUUCCAAGUUAAUGACUGUCUGGGAGGAGAAUAAAUAACAUGGAUACACUUUGGGAGGCCGAGGCGGGCGGAUCACGAGGUCAGGAGAUCGAGACCAUCCUGGCUAACACGGUGAAACCCCGUCUCUACUAAAAAUACAAAAAAUUAGCCGGGCGCGGUGGCGGGCGCCUGUAGUCCCAGCUACUCCGGAGGCUGAGGCAGGAGAAUGGCGUGAACCCGGGAAGCGGAGCUUGCAGUGAGCCGAGAUUGCGCCACUGCAGUCCGCAGUCCGGCCUGGGCGACAGAGCGAGACUCCGUCUCAAAAUAAAUAAAUAAAUAAAUAAAUAACAUGGAUAAAAUUUGUUGUUUGUUGUUGUUGUUGUUGUUGUUGUUGUUGUUGAGACGGAGUUUCGCUCUUGUUGCCCAGGCUGGAGUGCAAUGGCGCGGUCUUUGCUCACUGCAACCUCUGCAUCCCGGGUUCAAGCUAUUCUCCUGCCUCAGCCUCCUGAGUAGCUGGGAUUACACGAUGCGCCACCAGGCCUGCCUAACUUUGUAUUUUUGGUAGAGGCGGGGUUUCUCCAUGUUGGUCAGGCUGGUCUCAAACUCCCGACCUCAGGUGAUCCGCCCGCCUCGGCCUCCCAAAGUGCUGGGAUUACAGGCAUGAGCCACUGCGCCCAGCCAAAUCUGCAUUUUGAUAAGUAUGCAUUUUACUAUCUAAGGGAGCUAAAACAUUUUUAUUAUUUUAGCACUGUAACUUUGCUUUUCUUCUUUGUUUUGUUUUUUUGAGACAGAGUCUCACUCUGUCGCCCAGGCUGGAGUGCAGUGGCGUGAUCUCAGCUCACUGCAACCUCCACCUCCUGGGUUCAAGCAAUUCUCCUGCCUCAGCCUCCUGAGUAGCCAGGAUUACAGGUGCACGCCACCACACCCAGCUAAUUUAUGUAAUUUUAUAGAGUUGUGGUUUCACCAUAUUGGCCAAGCUGGUCUAGAACUCCUGGCCUCAAGUGAUCCACCUGCCUCGGCCUCCCAAAGUGCGGGGAGACCAGAAUUCCACCCAGAAUGACCUCUCUGUUCCUAGGAGUGUGACAGCAUUUGGGGGGGAAAAUAGCGUAGAGUUGGAAUUUUUAAAAUUCAGUUUGACAAAAUGACUUUUAGCUGGAGCAUUAAGUCCCUUUACAUUUAAUGUAAUAACUGAUAUUACAUUUAAGUAUAAAUUUAAAUCUACCGUCUUACUUUGUUUUCUAUUUUUGUCCUUUCUAUGUUCUCUUUUAUGUCCUCUCUGGAUUUAUUACAGAUUGUUUGUGGCUUUUAAAAAAAGUCAUUGCUUGAAUGAUGAGAGCUUAUAUUUAAAAAGGCAGGGGGCUAAAAUAAAUAAAUAAUUUAAAAAAUAAAAA
Messenger RNA from Homo sapiens (human), 12895 nucleotides. It is a transcript of the gene AP1M1, whose product is annotated as adaptor related protein complex 1 subunit mu 1. NCBI's taxonomy places the organism in Eukaryota, Metazoa, Chordata, Mammalia, Primates, Hominidae. The transcript has 13 exons. Gene Ontology annotation, biological process: vesicle-mediated transport; intracellular protein transport. The coding region runs from base 117 to 1424 and encodes 435 amino acids. Gene Ontology annotation, cellular component: trans-Golgi network membrane; clathrin-coated vesicle membrane; clathrin adaptor complex. The record is from RefSeq and is marked reviewed.